GUCGCCUGCACCAGUCCCUGGCCCAAGGCUUCCUUUCGGUUCCUCGCCGAGGGGGGCCUCAGCAGAACGGUGGCCCAGUGGCAAGUGCAGAAGACGGGAACAUCGCGAGAAGGCGUCUGGCGAGUCUGUAACGCUGCUGCGCUGUGCCUGGCUUACUCUAGCGACUGCCAUGACAGUCGGAUAUGGGCGGCCUCCGAGUCCGAGCCUUCGACAUUUCCUGGCUUCGAGCUGCACCGGAACUCCUCAGCCUAUGAGCUUCGGGCUGUGGGGCGUGGAAGCUGUGCGGCACAAUGGGUCGCUGGAAUCUGCGGCGAGGAUGCUGGGCAGCAUCUGCGGUGCCGUUUGCGCCCUGGCAAUCGCGGGCCGGAAAACAACUCAUGUCGCAGAUGCGGAGAAAGCUUGCACCACCUGCGUGCGGCCGCGGAAGCCCGCUGCACGCUGCAGGCUGCUUUGGAGCUGCAACCACUUCGUGGGCUUGUCUGGCCUAAAGCACUUGACAUGCCGUGGCUGCAGCGAUGAGGGUGCUACCGAAGAGCUCUCUUUGCAGAUGGAGGCCUCAUUGGAGUUGCCGCCCUCUCUCCUGUUCUUCUUCAACGCCAAGGCCUCAGAGGAGUUGCCGAUUUUUCGGAUACCGAGCAAGCAGCUGGUGGAGGCUGGCGUGCCAGUCAGCGAUAUCAAAGACGUCUGGCAGCGAGACCUGCUCUGGGCUUUGCCCAUUGGUACGGAGAGUACAUUUCCGUACGACCAGAAGGAGAGAUGGCUGGAAAUGGCGCUGGAGGACGACUGCCGCGAUGUUCUUCUCUCUCCUAGAUGUCCUCAGCUGACUCCCGAGCUCCUCCGCGUGACCCUCCGGCAUUUCUCGCAUGGGACUCCGACCUCCCAAGAUCUCCAGCGCUUCGGCAAGGCCACUUGGGGCUUGAGCGCGGGUGAAGAGCGUUGGAGGGCUCUGGCCGAGCAACUGCCCGACACGGAAGUCAGACAAGGCUGGUCGAAAGGGGGCAUCACGCCGUGGACCAUUCGGUUCAAAGGCAAAACACAGCCGAACCAGGACCUUUUCGAAUACGAGGACUUUACUUUCGCUUUCCUGCAGCGCGUCAAUCUCCGGUGCUUCUUCUCCGUCGGCAGCCUCGCAGAAUCCAUGUUUCACUAUGGCCAGCAACCUGACAAGGAUGCCGUGUCUCUGCAGCUUUGCCACGAUCUCGCCCACUGGGCUUGUCACAGCAAUCUGAAGAACAGGCAAGACAUCAGUGAGCCCAAGCUGGGAGAAUUUGGAAAUGGUGCUGUUCGAGUGCAGCUUGGUGGGCCAGUGUUGCACGUCCUUGCUGACAAGACCUUCUGGAAGGCAGCGGGUUUGGAGUACCGCGAGCGCAAACGCUUGGGCGUUGUGGGGCUGACGCCGGAGGAUGUACUGCCUACCAGAGGUUCGCAAGCAGCCCAGCAUUGCCACAGAAGCUAUGCCGGCAGCUUUGCUCGUGAGUUGUGCCAUGAUCACGAGAAAGGCGUCUGCCAGUUGGGAGAGGCUUGCCGAAAGAUCCAUCGCAAGCUUCCGCAUGCGGCAUCCAGAUCACAGCAGAGCUGCUCGGCGCAAGGUCUUACGGAUCAGAAUUGUCCAGUUGAAGACGAGGACUUGCGCAGCGUCUUUUGGGAGGGUAUGAUGGAAGGGAAGCUUCGAUUGUCAUUGCAAGUUCUGAAGCACAAGCUGCUUCAGAAGAAGAGAUGCAGUGAAAAGGCGGUCCUGCAUCUCCUAGCUUCCGAACUGGAGAAGGGACAUCUGGUGGUGAUUGUAGCGGCUGCACGUGGUGACCUGGCUACGGAGUGGAACUUGAAGGAUUGGAGGAAACCUGAGGAGUCGGUCAGAAGCAUGAAAGAAUCUCGGACCCAACAGUCUGUGCAGUUGCUUUUCUCGCCUUCUCUGAGGGAGCCACCGAAAUCGCUUCUGGUGUGUUUGCUGGAAUACUUCCGGCUGGAGCAAUUGAGCCCUACGGUGACCCACUUGAGGAAUGCGUGUGCGUCUGUCUUCGCACUGGAGGUUCCGCCGGAUGGCUGGCGCAGGCUCGCAAAGGAAGGGGGCUUCCGCUGCAGCAAACGCAAGACCAUCGACGGACAGACACUUUGGUGGAUCUCCUCUCCUGGAAAGCGUGGGAGGGUCAAGUGGCAAGCGAGCAGCUGCACGAAAGAGCGGCAGGCGGCUCUGCUCCUUUGGGUGGUCAGCUUCGACUCCUGGCCGUCGAUGGGAGUUCUGCUGGAGUCUGCGCGUUUGUUCGGGCCGGACUUUGCUCGGCUCCCGGUUCUUUACACCUUGCUCCGGGCGGUAGCCGGCCGGCAACCCAUGGAAGACGACGACGAAGGCUUCGAAGAUUCAGAAACCUUGGCCAGCGACGAGGGGGAGGAGCACGAGGAGGAGGGAGAGGACGAGGAAGAAGAGGAAGGAGACGAAGGGCCCAAAGAAGCGGAUGAGGAGUCGCACUGUGGUUCGGACAUGUCUGGAUCGAGCGAAGGUCUGGGGGAACGACAUGGCAAGAUGUUUCCCCCUUGCAUGAAAGAGGUUGUUAGGUGGCCACCACGGAGGACUCCUCAAGAACUGGUUCGUGAUACCUUUGCCAACUGGCGCCGGUUGGGCGAGAAAAUCAACAGGCGUGGACUGAAAGGACGACGAGUAAUCAAGCUGAAGGGCAGUGACAGGCACAUGCGGAAGAUCAUCAACAAGCUCGAGUACGAUCUUCCACAGGUGGAGACAGGGCAGGAUGCGAUUGAUGUUGUUGCGGCCGAGGAUGCUGAGGCUUUGCUCCAUGCAGCCGGAAUGAGCGAGUCUGUUAUUCAGGGCUGGGUCCGAGGGGAGCCCUUCCCACGUGACGUUUUGGUGGCGAUGGUUGUGGCUGAAUACCGCAGGCUUGUGCAGCCUGACAAGAUGCGCCCGGAAUCCGAUGGCCCAACUGCGCAGGAGAUGUUGGCCGCCCUCCUGCAUGCCAAAGGUUUAUCCCACGGACAGGGGAGAUCACAUCGGAUUCGGCAGCAAAUUCUGGGUCCGCUUCGCAAGCACCCGGAGCUCGCAGGACGAAUUCACAACACCUCGCGUGGGGGGAGCAUUGGCAUGUUUCUAGACACUCCCGGUUCAGACCAUGACAUCUUCUUGCACGUGAAGGAUGGGGGAAGUGACAUGGUGGAGACAGUUCACAGGGCGCUCAAGGACCUGCAGCAGCAAGCAAGCGAGGACUCACGACUCGCACGGGCUACCGUGGUGCGGAAAGACUUUGCCGUGGGCCUCAUUGACUACUACCACCGGGACUACGACCUGGUCCCCGUCACCAACAGGCCCGACCUCGAGGGCGACUACCAGUGGGAUCCAUGCCGGCAGGUGUGGCAGCCCGUGUUGCACCAACGCCUGGCCCCGAAGCUACAGGAACUCUCGGAGUCGAACAAGGAUGCCUUCUUCGUGCUGAGGGCGCUGAAGUUCUGGAAUGAAGCUCUGCCACCCGUUCGAGGAAGUGAGACCUGUGGCAAGAAGAAGGCUCCCCUGAUCUCCGUGCACAUUCCGCUUCUGGUGCUGGCCGCCGAAGACAGAGGACGACUCGACUCGACUGGAACACCACAGGCGCAUGUUCUGGCCACGUUGCACUUCGUGAAAGAGAAUUGGCGCUGCCCUUCGUCCGAGGAUGCUACUUUGCGUGAAGUGGAUGCGGACCCCCACCUGCGCCGAAUCACGAACAAGUACACUCUGGGGCUGAUGAACCAAUGCUUUCCCGAGUUGCUGCAUGCGGCUGAUCGAGUGGUCACGCUGAUGCGGAGCUUCUUCCACUGUCCCAGCAUGUCUACCUGUCCGGGCGAUCCGAUGAUUGCCUUCGAUGGCUGUUCUGAAUGUGAGAUCUUUGAAACAGAGCUCGGUGUUCUUAGGUCAAGCACUGCGGAUCCUCGUCUGAUGUUGGAUGAGGACGCGUCCUCGGUUGCCGUAUCCUCGAAAGCAGCUGCCUUCUAUUGGCAUCCGCUGAGCGGCUCCCAAACGCGCCACCAGCGAAGCACCGAAGGCGGUUGUGCCGAUCCUUUUGCCUGGAAAGCAGCGGACGGGCCGGCGCGUUUGCUCUGCACCGGCGGCCACCUCCCGCUCUUCCGCGGUCACCUGGCCCCCGGCAGUGCUCUCGCACCUGUCGGGGCAGCCUUGGCAGGACGCCCGCCGCCUUGGGCGAGCUCCGGGGACCGAUGGGCACCGGAGGCUCUGGAGGUCAACGAGUCCUUGAACGUCCUGGUCUUCUGCGACAAGCAGCCUUCUGGAGAGCAUCGGAUCGGCUGGGCCCUAGCCCAGGGAUCGAACAGAACGGCAGGGUCCUGGUCGCGCUACGCCGAAGGACCUUUGGAUUUGGGUGGCAGCAAGGGCGGUGACAUUGAUCCACAUCUCUUCCGCGAUGCCGACGGCACGACAUAUUUGCUUUGGAAGACGGACGACAACCGCGUCCAAGCAAACGUUACGCGGAUUUGGAUGCAACGGUGCUCAGUGACCGAUAGCGGCAUUUCCCUGGUGGGCCGGCGCGCUGUCAUCCUAGACUCGACUGGGCUGUGGUGGGUUGACAGCUGGGUCAAAGGGGGCAGCCUGGUAGAGGGCCCUGAGAUGGUACGCCAGGGAGGAUGGUACUUUCUCUUCUUUGCGGCCGGGCGUUUUUGCCAGGAGAGCUAUGCGGAGGGCGUUGCACGCUCGCGAGACAUCUGGGGGCCCUAUGAGAAGCUUCCGAUCCCGUUGCUUUCCACGGGCAUCGUGGGCUGGGAUGCGUCUGAAGGAAGUGUGAAGAUCAUUGGUCCUGGGCAUGCCUCCUUCCCUUUGGAGCCAGACGGGAGUGCCAAGCUCAUCGUUUGGCAUGCCAGUGCUGGGCACAACUGCCAUCGACGCGCCUACGUCGCGAGGAUUGAGUGGCUAGAGGGGGACGGAGGCUGGCCGAUGGUGGACUUGCCCGAUCCAGUUCACGUGCACGACAGUCUUUGGUUGCAAAUGUCGCCUUUGCCUCUCCGAGUGGAUGGGGCAGUCUCGCUUGGAAUUCUGGGUCUUCUUCUUGCGACCGCGGGCCUCCCCGCUGCUGUCGUCGCUUUGAAAAGUGCGAGUAGAGAGACGGUUCGUGAUCUGGAGGAUGUCAUCGAGCAAGCGUUGACAGAUGCUUCGGUGGUGGACCUGGAGUGUCGGUGA
Molecule: messenger RNA, 5167 nt
Organism: Symbiodinium sp. CCMP2456
Lineage: Eukaryota; Dinophyceae; Suessiales; Symbiodiniaceae
Source: the annotation of a GenBank genome assembly